Messenger RNA from Ichthyophthirius multifiliis, 1212 nucleotides. RefSeq lists its product as hypothetical. NCBI's taxonomy places the organism in Eukaryota, Ciliophora, Oligohymenophorea, Hymenostomatida. The transcript is spliced from 5 exons. The record is from RefSeq and is a predicted model, not a curated record.
AUGAUUUAAACAGAUACUGAAAUUAAUAAAAGACAUAUAAAUAACACUUAAUCACCUUAUAAUAACGGUAUAAAAGAAAAUAAUUAUGUAAAACCUUCUUUAAUAAGUUCAGAUAUAUUUUAUCCUUAAAAAGAUCAGCUAAUAACCCCAAAAAAUGCAAAUUUAUCAAGUACUUUUGUAAAAACUCCUUUAAAGUCUGAAAUACAUUCAAACACAAAAGAAUAAAGAAAUUUAAUUAAUUAUAAAGAAUACCUAAAUAAAAUAAAUUAGACUUAAAUUCCUUUAAAAAAUUAUUAAUCUGAUUAAAAAACUAAAAAAGAAUUAGCUAAAAAUUCUAAAGCAAAUUAUGAUUUUGAAGAUAAAAAAAGCUAAUAUUCAACCACUUCAUCAAAUAUGAAAUAAUAUAAUUCGAAUAAAAAUAAAGAAUAUGAAUAGUCAGUUAAAUCUAAUUUAUAUAGCUAAUAAUCAAAGACAAGUAGUAAUAAUUUUAAGUUAUUUAAUAAUAGAAAUACAAUAAAUAAAUAAGAUUUUAAAUCUUUCAAAAAUAUAAAUUAAAAUACUCCUCAAAAGAAUAAUGAAUAUGAAAGUUUUAAGGAUAAUUUAUCUAAAUCAUCAUAUAUAAGUGAAAUAGUGUGUGUAAAUUGUGUGAAUAAAUUUUUAGUUGAUGAUAAAUAGAAUAAGAAGAUUAAAGAUAAAUUAAAGGAAAAAUAUGAAAGUGAGUAAAUUUAAAAAAACUCUGAAAUAAAUGGCUAAGAAUAUUUUAAUGAUAAUUUGAUAAAAAAAAGAUAAAAUAUAUAAUAGUAAUUUAAACUUCAUCUUAAUGAUUUUGAAAAUGCCAGAAAAUAAAAACAAAAUAAGAAUAAUAUAAUUUGAUUUUUUAAAGAGAAUUAAUGAAAUAAUAAUAUUUACAUGAAAUUACUAAUUAAGUCUAAUAAGAUAAUGCCAUUAAAAUAAAUAAAAAUAUACGCGAUAAAGCAGAAGAUGCUAAAUAUUUAAAAUAAUUAAAUUAAAGCUAUUAAAAAGAAUAAGAAAUCGCUCUUUUAAAUCUAAAAGAUUGUAAUAAUUGCCAUUAUAAAUAUCCUUAUAAUUAAUUUUAGAAAAUUAGACAUAAACGUAAUAAAAGUUGAUUUUUUUUUCUAAUAUAAUAAUAAUAAAAUAUGUUUGUGAAUUUUUUUUUAUUUUCCAUUAUAUUUUAUUAAUAAAUAAAUUUUU